Trichogramma pretiosum is the source of this 4755-nucleotide messenger RNA. RefSeq names its product xylosyltransferase oxt (gene oxt). The record is from RefSeq and is a predicted model, not a curated record. Gene Ontology annotation, molecular function: protein xylosyltransferase activity. Gene Ontology annotation, biological process: heparan sulfate proteoglycan biosynthetic process; chondroitin sulfate proteoglycan biosynthetic process. The transcript is spliced from 9 exons. Bases 379 to 3144 code for a protein of 921 amino acids. NCBI's taxonomy places the organism in Eukaryota, Metazoa, Arthropoda, Insecta, Hymenoptera, Trichogrammatidae. Gene Ontology annotation, cellular component: membrane.
ACGAACGGGCCCGCGCGCGCGCGCCUCCGCCGAGCUGUGUGCGUAGUGCCAGUGCACCUAAAAUACUCUAGUCGCGUGCUUGUAGCCUCGGAUGCUGCAUCGGCACGUCAUAUAUAGUAUAUAAUCUCAAUAAUGAAACUGCACAAGCGUAGAUCUUAGUGCAUUUGCACGCGCGCGCAUUAAUACACACACACGCACACACGCACAAUCUCUAGCCGUGACAGUUGCGUAUUAUAUAGUGCUUUAUUCCUCUUUAAUUAAUAAUUUAAUACGCGUGGUCGAUGUUGCCAUCCAUGGUGUUGUUUUUUUCGUCGUCGUCGUCGUGUGUACAGCAGCAGCAGCAGCAGCAGCAGACGGCCAAACCCAUGACAAGUUAUUAUGAAGGGUCACCUGGAGCAUAGAUGGACGAGCUGCCUCAGGAGAUACAGGUUUUUCUUCGCCUGCGGCGUCGUCCUGCUGUGCGGCCAGCUCUAUCUGGCCUACAACUUCCUCGCGCUCGAGAACGAGAGUCGGCUCGCGAGGAAUGCCAUUGACGAGAAUGAAGUCUCUGCAGACAAAGGACUGCCAAAUGGCAAUCGCCAACUCAAAUUGCCUCCAGACAAAUUUGAUAAUUCCAACCGAGUCAUUAAUCAUAAUCGUUCAACUAGGAUAAAAUUAGAUUACAAAUCACUUGAAUUUGAACCAAUUUGUGAUAUUACAGGAAGGGAAGCAGUUAGUGCCAUUUCAAGAGCACAAAGUCAAAGAUGUAAAGAGUGGCUUGUUAAUGUGACGUGCCUUAGCCAACAGAAUCUAUUGUAUCCUGCAGAGCUCAAAUCUUCUUGUCCGCAUUCAUUGGGUUUUGACACUACACCAAAAAGCCUGGGUUGUUACAAAGAUGAUAAAAUUGCCAGACUUUUACCCAACUACUAUUCUAUAUUCAAGAAUAACAAUUCACCUAAACAUUGUGCCCACAUGUGUCUUCAAUCUGGUUUUCCAUAUGCUGGAGUUGAAUAUGGAGUGGAGUGCUUCUGUGGUAAAGAAGAGCCCCCAGAAACUAGUCAAAUACAAGACUCAGAAUGUAAUAAGAAAUGUCCAGGUGAUCCUCUUCAAACAUGCGGUGGAUAUUUAACCAUCAACAUUUUUUCUACCGGAAUUAAAAAGUUCAAACCUCAGGAAGCUAGAAACAAUAGUUUUUCGGCAACGGAAAAGCCUUUGGUUCGGAUAGCCUAUCUACUCACGGUGAAUGGACGAGCAAGUCGGCAAGUCAGACGUUUGAUUAAUACUCUGUACGAUCCAUCGCAUUUGUUUUACAUUCACGUCGAUUCACGCCAAGAUUACAUGUACCGCGAGAUGCUGGAGAUAGAGGGUAGCUGCAAAAAGGGCAAUAUCAUCGUAGCGAAGGGAGAAAACCGACACGCGAGCAUAUGGGGCGGCGCCAGCCUCUUGACGACCUUCCUCGACGCGGCUCGACAGAUGCUGCUGCGCUCCAAGGACUGGGACUUCCUGGUCAAUCUGUCGGAAUCUGACUAUCCGAUAAAGACCAACGCCAAGCUCGUGGAAUUUCUCACCUGGAACCGCGGCAUGAACUUCGUCAAGUCGCACGGCCGCGAGGUGCAGCGAUUUCUCUCGAAGCAGGGCCUGGACAAGACCUUCGUCGAGUGCGAGGCGCGCAUGUGGCGCGUCGGCGAUCGCUCCCUGCCGCUGGGCAUACAGAUCGACGGCGGCAGCGACUGGGUCGGUCUGUCGCGCGACUUCGUCGCCUACGUGGCGGCGCCCGAGCCCGACGAGCUCGUCGCGGGCCUGCUGCGCGUCUUUCGGCACACCCUGCUGCCCGCCGAGUCGUUCUUUCACACGGUGCUGAGGAACUCGCGCUUCUGCGACACCUACGUGGACAACAAUCUCCACGUGACGAACUGGAAGCGCAAGCUCGGCUGCAAGUGCCAGUACAAGGCGGUGGUCGACUGGUGCGGCUGCAGCCCGAACGACUUCAAACUGGAGGAUUUCGGACGUAUCAGAGGGACCAGAGAGAGAAAUUUGUUUUACGCGAGGAAAUUCGAGCCGGCCAUCGAUCAGAGAAUCAUCGACAGGAUCGACGCUUGGUUGUAUCCCGAGAGGAUCAAUGCCAGCGAGGCUCUGAACAAAGGCAUCGACGCUUACUGGCAGAGUCUCUAUCAUCACAAAGACACGAGUCCACUGGCCGACGACUCGCUGCUGAGCGUCGCGACCUCGCUGGCGCGUUUGAUCUAUCGUCGUCUGGGCGAGCCGUCGGCCAACGACGGCCACCUGUUCGAGGCGAGCGUCCACUUCAAGGCCAAUCGUUUCUCCGGUAUUCUCGUGCGCGCCGCGUCUGAGCGUCUCGCCAUGGAAUCCUCCACGUUGAUGCAAGCCGACAUACCGGAACAGCUGGAGGCGUUCGUACAUCCCCGUCGCAAUCUGUCGACGAGCUCGUCGUGGCAGGACAAGAUCAUCUCGCUCGUGGUGAACACCGAUUACGAUCAGAAGGAGCAGACGUUUCGCAAUUAUCUCGGGGCCGUGGGGCCUCUGUCGGCGCCCGUGCUGGCCUACGAGCUCGACGCCAGUGUCGCGCUGCCGCUCAACGUCACCGUGCUCUGGGUGGAUCCGUUCGACAGGCUCGCCGACGCGAUUCAUUUGCAAAUCGAAGAGUCGGGAUUGUUGGGCCACGUAAAACCACAACUGACCGAUCCAUUGGUCAUCGGCCUCUGGCACGUCUACAUCGUCGCGGACUCGAAGGUAGUCGCUCGAACUUCGUUUCCCGUCGCGCCGCUGACCCACUGGAAGAACAAGCCCAUAACGAGGAACAAAGCGCGAGAAUUGAACUCGGGACCCAUCUCCACCGCUGCCGCGUACAGUCACGUGACGAAGCAGAGCAUCGAGAAGUGGCGCAAGGCGCUCGAGCUCGAUCUCCAACUGGACGAGGUGAAGAUCGAGCUCGAGGAGCGUUGGGGCUGGCAGCUCGAGCGCUGGCUGGACUCGAUGGUGCAGGACAACUACGAGAUCGUGAGAAUCUGCGACGCCGGCGAGGAGAGACGCAGCAGGAUCCGCGGCCCGAGGAGGCCGAGGACGCUGCAGCGCUGCGUCGACACCGACUGGAGCUCGCUCAGUCCGGACCCCAAGUCCGACGUCAAGUCCAUCUGUCGAGACUGAAAUGAGCUUUCUUUUCCUUUUUUUUUGAGGAGCGAAAAUAAAACAACUGCCAAAGCUACGAAAGGCGCGUCAAAAUUGCAUUAAGAUUGCUUUUGAGAGAUUUCGAGGUGAUUUUUUUUUAAUGAUCAUUGUUCAUUGUACUGUACAGGGAAGAAACAUAUUGAGAAUUUUAAAUUCUGAAAGAUUGGAAAAAAGACUUGAGCAAUAAGCAAAUGUUCCAUUAGCGUGUUUCGUUGAAAAUCAAAUCCGUCUGAUACGAAUAUCGUUUGGAAUGAGAUUUAUCAGUUUUUUGAACUACUUUUUUUAUAAGAUAUUUCAAUAGGCCAUGAUUAGUAUUAGAUAAUUUGUAUGUAAUAUCAUGCCAUAAUUCUUAUCAGAACCUAAAUAAGGUGGUAAACUUAUUUGAAUAUUAUCUACGUGUUUGCAUUUGUAGUAAUUUUGAGGAUGAAUUUCAUAUCGAAAUUGAGUCAAGGAGUCAAUGUCACAUAUCCGCCAACAAGCUUUAUCAAUAAAAAAGAAAGCAGUGGUUUUGAGAACAAUCUAGUGCUGCAAUAAUAAUACGUCAUUUAGUGAACUAGGAGGAAAAUUCGAGCAAUCAAAACAUUACCGUUUUAAAAAUUCUGCAUUUUUGUCAAUUUAGAAAUAUUGUAAUUAUGAACUUUUCAUAAGUAUAGUAAAAAAGUUUGGAUCAUCGAGUAUCCAAUGCUUGAUAAUACAAUUUAUUGUAUAGUAGACACAUGAAUCGUGUAUCCGAUGAAUGAAAUUUAGAGGAGCACGAUGAUUAGAAAAUUUGACUUCAUUCGUGACUGAAUAAUGUCUAAAAUCAUGAGAUAAACCAAGAUUAUACUAUAAGUAUCAAUCUCUCAAUUUGACAAUAAUAAUAUUAAUAAUUUAAGAGUAUAGAGUUACGAUUAUAAUGUUGUCAUCGUUAAAACUAAUUUUUGAAUAAAUUCAUCACAUGACAUCACAUCAAGAAAGUUAAGCUGCGAUUUUACUAUCAUGAUCUAAGUGUAAUUGAUUUUUGUUUGUCAUUAGUGUCGCUUUUACUCAGUAUUUAGCAUAAUUUUAUAAUUACUGACAAAUACUUGUGAUAUUUCAUAGUUUUUAAAAUUUUUUUGAUUGUUUGAGUCGUUUGAUGUUCGUUUAUAUACCUUAUCAAAUUACCAUUGCGAUGAAAGACACAAUUUUAUUAGUAUAGUUUAUUUACAAAAAAAUGUGCCAUUCCUUGUCUUGAAGCGACGAAUCACGAACAAAAAAUAUAUAGCGUUUGAAAAUGUAUUUUUAUAGCCGAAUUGAACGCUGUACAUGAACUUUUAUUCAAAUAAUCAAUACAUACAAUCGAUGUAAUCUGAUUGUAAUCGAUUCAACACUUUUUAUGAUAAAAUAUUGAUAUUUGCUAUUUGAUAUGAAAGAAAAUAAAUGAAUAUUUUAUGUGUAUAUUUAAAUGUAUAUUCAGAUAUCUUGUUGAAGUGUAUUCGAAAAUUUCAAACUACUAUUUAAUACUCAUUAUUCUAUGAAAUUACUUUCUUGUACUAAUAAUCUUUCCAAAGAUCUACUUCUUCUUGAAUAUAAUAAAUAUUAUAUAACAAAUAAAAGCCUUACCAUUACGUA